Messenger RNA from Phytophthora infestans T30-4, 485 nucleotides. RefSeq lists its product as uncharacterized. The coding region runs from base 71 to 373 and encodes 100 amino acids. Lineage: Eukaryota; Oomycota; Peronosporomycetes; Peronosporales; Peronosporaceae. The record is from RefSeq and is a predicted model, not a curated record. The transcript is spliced from 3 exons.
GCGUCCCAGCACUCGACCGCGGGCCUUUCGUCAAUUUCAACUUCUAUACUAACCACCACACCCACGCGCAAUGACCAAUAAGAUCUUCUGGGCGUUGUCAUGUUCGAUGUUGUCACUGUGUGGCUGCCUGUUCCUAUUAUCAGUGGGCAUCCUGGUCAAGGUGCAACCCCAGUACAUGAAGAUUAGCAAGAGCGUCGAGAGCCCCGCUCCCAUCUUCGAGUCGGCCGCUCUGUACGGGGCGCUCUUCCUGGCGUCCUGGGUCAUCUACUACAAGGAGACGAAGAAGAACGAGAUCGCGAGCUACGACCUCAGCAGCUCCACGUCCGAAGAGCGACAGGGUCUGCUGGACAAGCCGAUGGUGAGCUACAGCUGAAGACUGGGAAGUCUUGAGCUUUUGGCUGGUGUUUUACUACUGUAGUCUGAGCUACUACGUGAAAGCGUCCAACUGUUCUUUUAAUGCGAAUACAAUCACAAGUUCGCUUGUC